GCGAGACGGCGGAGAACUUUACGGCUGCGCUCGAUUUAGAUAAACAUCGGAUUAUUUGAUGCUCUUCUAUCCUGGCCUGAUUCAAAUUGAUCGUUUCUGUCAAAGAAAAUGAAGCUGAUCUGCUGCUGCGGGGUUUUGCUCCUCCUCAUCCUCGCUCCCAGCUCCUGCAAAGGAGGAAACAUCUUGGUCCUCCCUAUCGAGGGCAGCCACUGGAUAAACAUGGAGUUUUUAAUAAAGUCUCUGCACUCCAGAGGACACAACCUGACUGUUAUGCGCCCCAGCAACAGCUGGUACAUCAGGGAAAACUCAUCCUAUUACAGCACCUUCACAGUUCCUGUUAAGAGGAGCUUUUAUCAGGAGUUCAUCACCAAAAUCAUAUUUGACAUCAUCCAGUUUGAGCGGGGAGCUUUACCUCUGACCAGCUUCUUUGGUGCUUCGUUUGGCAUGUUCAGCACAGCCCUGGAGAUUCACAGGGCUGUGAGUGAAUUUGUUUCAGCCAUGCUGGACGAUGCAGAGUUGAUCAGAACCCUGAACAACACCAAGUAUGAUGUGGUUCUAACUGACCCAUGCUGGGGUAGUGGAGCCAUUUUGGCCAAAUAUUUAAACCUCCCUUUAGUCUUUAAUGUUCGCUGGAUAAUAUCUGAAGAAGGUCAUUUUGGCAUUGCUCCUUCUCCAUUAUCAUAUGUUCCCAUCACAGGAUCUGGCAACACUGAUAAGAUGACCUUCUUUCAGAGAGUUAAAAACAACCUUUUAUAUUCUAUCGUCCGAAUGAACGAUCUGUCGAUCACUAAGCGAGUAUACCAGCCCCUUUGUGAGAAAUAUCUAGGACCCGAUUGUGAUUUUGAUAUUUUGAAGAUAAAUGCUGAUAUUUGGCUGAUGAGAACCGAUUUUGUGUUCGAUUACCCUCGUCCCACAAUGCCCAAUGUUGUGUACAUAGGAGGGUUCCAGUGCAAACCUGCAGAGUCCCUCCCCGUCUCUAUGGAGGAGUUUGUGCAGAGUUCUGGAGAUCAUGGAGUCAUAAUCAUGUCUUUAGGGACUUUCGUGCCUGAGCUUCCAGAAGAUCUGGCAAAUGAGAUUGCUGCAGCUUUUUCUAAGCUCCCACAGAAAGUCAUCUGGAGCUAUAAAGGCAACAAACCGUCCACUCUGGGUAACAACACUUUAGUUGUCGACUGGAUGCUGCAAAAAGACCUCUUAGGACAUCCUAAAGUAAAGCUUUUUGUGGCUCACGGAGGAACAAACGGACUCCUAGAAGCCAUUUAUCAUGGUGUCCCAGUUGUGGGGUUACCCUUGUUUUUUGAUCAAUAUGACAAUCUGCUCCGCCUGGAAGUAAAAGGAGCGGCUAAAAUUCUUACGCUGAGUACAGUAGAUAAAGAUGACAACUUCCUGAAAGCGAUACAGGAAGUCCUGAAUGAACCUUCCUACAGGCUGAACAUGCAGAGACUCUCCAGGCUGCACAGAGAUCAGCCGAUGAAGCCCAUUGAAACCGCCAUCUUCUGGAUGGAGUUUGUAAUGAGACACAAAGGUGCUGCUCACCUGAAAGCUCAAUCCUACAGAAUGCCCUGGUAUAUCUACCACUCUGUAGACGUAGUCCUCUUCCUGUCAGCAGCAGUGCUGCUCAUGCUCACAGCUACCGUCAUGUUUAUCAGGUGUUUAUGGAAAGCUGUCUGUAGACGUAAAGUUAAAGCUGACUAAGUAUUUACUCUAUGUAGAGGUAGCGUUCCAAUAACUAUUUUUUUAUAUAUUUUUUUACACUUUACAAGCAUUAUUUCAUGCUUAUACUCAUAAACUCUACUGCAACCUGGUUUUGGUCAUAUAUUGGUAAAUAAGAAAAUGUAUCUUUUUUUAAGUUGCUUAUUGUAAUCUAAAAUGCCACACACUGAAUCUGUAUUUAUUUCAUGGAAGUUAUUAAUUAUUUUGUCCAAUAAACAUGUUUAGCUAUUUA
This is a messenger RNA of Cyprinodon tularosa, 1942 nucleotides long. Its product is annotated as UDP-glucuronosyltransferase 2A1-like. The record is from RefSeq and is a predicted model, not a curated record. The transcript is spliced from 2 exons. Gene Ontology annotation, molecular function: UDP-glycosyltransferase activity. Lineage: Eukaryota; Metazoa; Chordata; Actinopteri; Cyprinodontiformes; Cyprinodontidae. The coding region runs from base 109 to 1692 and encodes 527 amino acids.